UCCCCCUCGGUAGUUGGUGCGCGGACGAGAAAGGAGGAGGGCGCUCCAGGCGAAAGCACUGCAGACGCCAUUAUUCUCUGUUUCUCUGCUGCACCCACCUCGACGUCUUGCCUACGUCCCGCUUGUUGGCGGCCUAUAGGCUACUGAAUCAGCACUUGUCACUUGGUCCCGCCCAGAACACUUCAGUUCUCCUCUGCAAGGAUAUAUAAGUAACUGAUUGGUGUAUCCAUUUAAUACAAGAAAAUGGAAACUGAACAGCCGGAGGAAACCUUCCCCAACACCGAAACCAAUGGUGAAUUUGGUAAGCGCCCAGCAGAAGACAUGGAAGAGGAACAAGCUUUUAAGAGAUCUAGAAACACUGAUGAGAUGGUUGAAUUACGAAUUCUGCUUCAGAGCAAGAAUGCCGGCGCAGUGAUUGGAAAGGGAGGCAAGAAUAUUAAGGCUCUCCGUACAGACUACAAUGCCAGUGUUUCAGUCCCAGACAGCAGUGGCCCCGAGCGCAUAUUGAGUAUCAGUGCUGAUAUUGAAACAAUUGGAGAAAUUCUGAAGAAAAUCAUCCCUACCUUGGAAGAGGGCCUGCAGUUGCCAUCACCCACUGCAACCAGCCAGCUCCCGCUCGAAUCUGAUGCUGUGGAAUGCUUAAAUUACCAGCACUAUAAAGGAAGCGACUUUGACUGCGAAUUGAGACUGUUGAUUCAUCAGAGUCUGGCAGGAGGAAUUAUUGGGGUCAAAGGUGCUAAAAUCAAAGAACUUCGAGAGAACACUCAGACUACAAUCAAGCUUUUCCAGGAAUGCUGUCCUCAUUCCACUGACAGAGUUGUUCUUAUUGGAGGAAAACCAGAUAGGGUUGUAGAAUGCAUAAAGAUCAUCCUUGAUCUUAUAUCAGAGUCUCCCAUCAAAGGACGUGCCCAGCCUUACGAUCCCAAUUUUUAUGAUGAAACCUAUGAUUAUGGUGGUUUCACAAUGAUGUUUGAUGACCGCCGUGGACGUCCCGUUGGAUUUCCUAUGCGGGGAAGAGGUGGUUUUGACAGAAUGCCUCCUGGUCGGGGUGGGCGUCCUAUGCCGCCAUCUAGAAGAGAUUAUGAUGAUAUGAGCCCUCGUCGAGGACCUCCUCCCCCUCCUCCUGGACGAGGUGGCCGUGGUGGUAGCAGAGCCCGGAAUCUUCCUCUUCCUCCUCCACCACCACCCAGAGGAGGAGAUCUUAUGGCCUAUGACAGAAGAGGAAGACCUGGAGACCGUUACGAUGGCAUGGUUGGUUUCAGUGCUGAUGAAACUUGGGACUCUGCAAUAGAUACAUGGAGCCCAUCAGAGUGGCAGAUGGCUUAUGAACCACAGGGUGGCUCUGGAUAUGAUUAUUCCUAUGCAGGGGGUCGUGGCUCAUAUGGUGAUCUUGGUGGACCUAUUAUUACUACACAAGUAACUAUUCCCAAAGAUUUGGCUGGAUCUAUUAUUGGCAAAGGCGGUCAGCGGAUUAAACAAAUUCGCCAUGAAUCAGGAGCUUCGAUCAAAAUUGAUGAGCCUUUAGAAGGAUCUGAAGAUCGGAUCAUUACCAUUACAGGAACACAGGACCAGAUACAGAAUGCACAGUAUUUGCUGCAGAACAGUGUGAAGCAGUAUGCAGAUGUUGAAGGAUUCUAAUGCAAGAUAUUUUUUCUUUUUUAUAGUGUGAAGCAGUAUUCUGGAAAGUUUUUCUAAGACUAGUGAAGAACUGAAGGAGUCCUGCAUCUUUUUUUUUUUAUCUGCUUCUGUUUAAAAAGCCAACAUUCCUCUGCUUCAUAGGUGUUCUGCAUUUGAGGUGUAGUGAAAUCUUUGCUGUUCACCAGAUGUAAUGUUUUAGUUCCUUACAAAAAGGGUGGGGGGGGAGGGUGUGCAAAAACUAACAUUGAAAUUUUGAAACAGCAGCAGAGUGAGUGAAUUUUAAUUUUUGUUCUUCGUUGAUGGUUUAAAAGAAAUAAUUCCCCCCAUGUAAUUAUUGUGAACACCUUGCCUUGUGGUCACUGUAACGUUUGGGGGGUGGGGGGCUAUAGAGGAAACAAAACCGAGGCCUACAUUUCCCUGGCAUCUAUUCAGAGCAGUGUGCAGAAUGUAAUGCUCUUUUGUAAGAAACGUUUUAUGAUUUUUAAAAUAAAUUUAGUGAACCUA
Messenger RNA from Talpa occidentalis (Iberian mole), 2142 nucleotides. RefSeq names its product heterogeneous nuclear ribonucleoprotein K (gene HNRNPK). NCBI's taxonomy places the organism in Eukaryota, Metazoa, Chordata, Mammalia, Eulipotyphla, Talpidae. Bases 244 to 1638 code for a protein of 464 amino acids. Gene Ontology annotation, biological process: regulation of transcription by RNA polymerase II; regulation of mRNA splicing, via spliceosome. The transcript is spliced from 17 exons. Gene Ontology annotation, cellular component: cytoplasm; nucleus. Gene Ontology annotation, molecular function: mRNA binding. The record is from RefSeq and is a predicted model, not a curated record.